AUGCAGAACGGAGAAGAGAUGAGCCCGCUAGCGCAGGACAGCAACAACGCCGGAGGGCCGGCCGCGGAGGAAAAGGAAAAGAGCCAGACACGUGGGGGUGUGGAGCCCUCAGCUCCGCCGCUGCCCCCCUCAGACCCACCUCCGCCUGGGCCACCCGAGUACCCAAGGCCCAGGCUCGUCUUCCACACCCAGUUGGCCCAUGGCAGCCCUACAGGCCGCAUCCAUGGCUUCACCAAUGUCAAGGAGUUGUAUGCCAAGAUCGCUGAGGUGUUUCAUAUCUCUCCCUCGGAGGUACGGUAGGCUAGGGUAUUCUUUGUUCAUUUCUGCUGACUGGUUAGGCCAAUACAGUAUAAGAUCUGAUCAUUUGGAUGUUCUGCUUUUAGGUCAUGCUGACAGUUUGAAUGAAAAUGUAAUAUCUAAAUGUUUCUCCUUGUUUGGUUAAGGUUGAUUGACUAUUUUCGUCUCAAAUUAGACCUGUUUCCAUGAUGUACUACGCAAUCAUUUGCUCCGGAUUAUGUUCAGUUUGAAGGACUUUGAUCAUUUUGACUUUUGAUCAACUGUCACGGAUUAAAUACAAAUAGUCAGUUUGAAAAUAAUUCAUAAAACAUUUCCAGAACAUUCCAGAGCCGAAUUCUGAGUGACAGGUGCAGAGUUUGUCAAAAUGAGUGGUUGCUGAGUUGUUUUUUUAGUAACUAAUGCAUGCUUUUAACAUCGAACAUCUCCAAUGUGAGGAUGACCUUCUAGUAAUGUCGUAAAAGCAGUUGGAAGACACACACAAAUUGUCCUUGAGCGAAAUCUACUGAUCUGGCCUAGUGAACAACCUUUUAGUGGGUCACGGCUGUCCACACUGCAACCUGUUGCUGUCUCAAUGCCAUCACAGAUGACAGAAAGAUAAGGGUGAUCUAAGGUUGGUCAGUAGAAUUAUAUAAUAUAGUUUCAAGAACACAUUUGAUACUAUAACACCGUAAUACAGAAGGUUCCUUUUUUGGGGGGGAGGGGUUGUUUGUCAGUGUUCCUAAUAAUUCUGUACUUUGUAUAUGUGAUAUUAUAGCAGGCUCUUUGUAUUUAAGGCAUAUUAGUGGGAGUACACUGAAAUGUUCAGAAAUGUCUUCAUUUGUACCCUGUAGGCCACUGAUGAUGCAGAAUUAUUUAACUAGGUUAUAAAGCUUCAGAGGCUAAUGAAGACUAAGUCACAUCUGUCUAACUAGUAUCACACUAUGUAAGACCAGCCUCUCUUUCUGUUUUAUGUCAUGUUGAUGGUUUAAUGUUGUAUUUUGCUCAGUGCUCUUGAAUGCUAAACACAUUCCAGCAAAAAGGCCAAAUAAAAAAGUGAACAGUAGAAAAAGAGCACAAUCAUAUUCUGAUCAUAUUCUGAUUCUAUUCUGAUCAUAUUCUGAUUCUAUUCUGAUCAUAUUCUGAUUCUAUUCUGAUCAUAUUCUGAUUCUAUUCUGAUCAUAUUCUGAUCAUAUUCUGAUUCUAUUCUGAUUCUAUUCAGAUCAUAUUCUAAUCAUAUUCUGAUUAUAUUCUGAUCAUGUUCUAAUCAUAUUCUGAAUAUAUUUCUAAUUCUAGGGCUUUGGACAGGACAGACCAUGUGCUCUUUGGCAUAAAAAAAAGAAAAGUCAGCAAGCUGGCAGCAUUUCACAUUACAACCUGCAAUAAAGCUGUUGUCUCACUUUCCACCCAGGCUUAUUUAUGCCUGUCCUUGAACUAGUGUCAAUGAUAACCAGCAAGGCUGAGACAAGAGUUUAUACCACAGGAGGUUGGUUGUACCUUAAUUGGGGAGGACGGGCUCGUGGUAAUGGCUGGAGAGGAAUCAGUGGAAUGGUAUGAAAUACAUCAAUCACAUGGUUUGAUGCCAUUCCAUUCGCUCCAUUCCAGCCAUUAUUAUGAGCCGUCCUCCCCUCAGCAGCCUCCACUGAUAUAGGUAAGAAAUGACCUACAGGUAACAAAUGACGUACAGGUAACAAAUGCAGAACUGAGAGAGAGUAUAAAAGAGCAGGGGUGGCAAAUCCAGAAGGAUCCAGGAAGUGAGUGCAUGCUUUUAUUUCUGUCCCCAAAACUAGCAUUAAACUAACAGUGUUCAAGAUUGAAAACUAUGAUUAGCUGACCACUAGGUGAAUCCAGUGUGUUAGUGCUGGGCUUGAUAUAAGCCUGAAUAUACGGUGGCUCUCCAGGACCAGGAUUGUACUGUCCAGAUAAGAUCACAAAAUGGCCACAUGAAGUGCAGUCUCUUUGGUGAAUCUAUGUUGCAACACUGCCCUCUGCUGUUGAGAUUGAGAAGUAUGACAUGGGAAUCAGGAGAGGUUUGUGAGUCGUGUUAAAGGUUGAGUGUAGUGUAGGACACAAUGUUUGCGGAAUGGUUUCAAUACAGCCAGAAGAGGAUGGAUGGGCCACCCCGCAGAGCACGGUUACUCUCUAAGGUUUCUUCCUUCUAGGAAGUUUUUGUGCCAAUGUUCCUCUGCUUCUGCUUUUGCUUGCUAUUUGGGGUCUAGGCCAGGUCACUGUAAAAAACGACUUAGUGACAACUGCUGAUAAUAAUAAUAUGCCAUUUAGCAGACGCUUUUAUCCAAAGCGACUUACAGUCAUGCGUGCAUACAUUUUUUUGUGUAUGGGUGGUCCCGGGGAUCGAACCCACUACCUUGGCGUUACAAGCGCCGUGCUCUACCAGCUAAGCUACAGAGGACCACUGAUGUAAAAAGGGGUUUAUAAAUACAUGUGAUUGAUUUAUUGUUUGACAAGAAAACAAAAAUCUUUGUUCUUAUUGGGCAAGUUCAGUUAGUAACGUUUCACUCUGUUUAAAACCUUUUCUCCCUACUGAACACGACCCUGUCAUCUCCUGUGAUGUUAAAGACCCUUCUUUAGAUGUCAUUACAUUUUGCGGAGCUACAGUAUUCUUCAUUUAGAGGAAUGUAGGCAUAUUUACUGAAUUAAGAUCAAAGCCAUUUCCAUUCAUUCACACCACUUCAGGUUGUUCCAUACUGCUGUGACUUAACAAGUUCAGGAGGAUGACAGAUGAACAUUUUAAUGAUUCUUCAUUUGAAUGGGAUGACAAUCAUUCAUGUUCCAAACUACCCUCAUGUAUUGCCUUCUGACCAUUGCUCCUCUCUCUCUUCUCUGUGGGCAUAGAUCCUUUUCUGCACUCUGAACUCCCACAAGGUGGACAUGCAAAAGCUGUUGGGUGGUCAGAUCGGCCUGGAGGACUUCAUCUUCGCCCACGUCAGGGGCGAGACCAAAGAGGUGGAGGUCACCAAAACGGAGGACGCCCUCGGGCUGACCAUCACUGACAACGGAGCAGGGUAUGCUUUCAUUAAGGUAAAAGCCAGACCUAAAGUAAGUAAGUAAACCUUAUCUGAGUCAGAAUGUUCCAUAGACGUAAAAGCCAGAGCUAAAGGCUAAAUUUAAAGGUCAGAGUAAAAGGCCAGUUUUUAAGUGAAGAGAGAGGUCAUGUUCCCCUGCUCAGACGUUGCAUGUAUCAACCAAUGGUUAUGUGCCACGUCAUCGACUGUGCAGUCUGGCACCAGAUUGCUAUAACAUGAUGUGGUUAGCUGAUGUUUAAAAUUCCUAUCCAGGCGUUGUAAGUUCUGACAUGAGUCAGCAGCGCCUGGGCAGAGGAAGUACCUAGAACCAGAUUGAAACAUUUAAGGAUUGUGACAUAUUUUAGCAGAGGGAAAUUCCAAUACGAUGUGGCUGUGCUUCCAUGACGCUCUGUUACCUUACCCUUCCUCCAAACUAUGGUAACAUUUGUCACAGAGCAGACUCAAGGUUGACUUUGAGGUGAACUGUAUUUUAGCCUACAUGAUAAAGGCCUAUCUGUUCUACACAUUUUAACCACAAAACAACAACGAAAAACAGUCAAAUCAUUUUGCUUCCCACCUGACUGAAGUUUCCCUGUAACAUUCUCCCGACUUAUGCUUAAGUAAUAAAGCCCGAGGGGAUGUGGUAUAUGGCCAAUAUACCACGCCUGUGGGCUGUUCUUAUGCACGACGCAACGCGGAGUCCUUAUCCGUGGCAUAUUGGCCAUAUACCACAAACCCCCGAGGUGUCUUAUUGCUAUUAUAAACUGGUUACCAACGUAAUUAGAAGAGUAAAAAUAUUUGGUAUACGGUUUGAUAUAGCAUGGCCUUCAGCCAAUCAACAUUCAGGGCUCGAACCACCCAGUUUAUAAUGAUGAAUAUGUAAUAGUGUAGCCUAGAUACUUGUCAAGAUGUCAACAUUUAAUAGAAUAGGAUUAGGUAGAUGGACUACCUCCUACCCAAACCCUGUCUGUUUCUUCUGCAGAGGAUAAAGGAAGAUAGCACCAUUGACCAGCUCAAGACAGUAUGCGUGGGUGAUCACAUUGAGGCCAUCAAUGACCAGAGCAUUGUCGGGUGUCGGCACUACGAAGUGGCUAAGAUGCUAAAGGAACAACCAAGGGGAACACCCUUCACUCUACGAUUGGUGGGGCCCAAGAAAGCCUUUGGUGAGUAA
Molecule: messenger RNA, 4467 nt
Organism: Coregonus sp. 'balchen'
Lineage: Eukaryota; Metazoa; Chordata; Actinopteri; Salmoniformes; Salmonidae
Source: the annotation of a GenBank genome assembly